AUGAAUCACUUUCCUGAAGCUUGGGGUCGUCCCAGAGACGAUGUUUACGGCGCCUACAACCAUUCAUAUCUUCAGACCUCCGGCCCCAAGACACACACUAUGUCGCCGGCUGUGACGGGAACGUCAGUGGUGGGCAUCAAGUUCAAUGGAGGCGUGGCUCUCGCGACCGACAACUUGGCAUCGUACGGAUCUCUGGCCCGCUUCACUGACGUGAAGCGCCUGCGUGUUUUUGGCAACCAAGCGGUGGUUGGGUUCGGCGGCGAUGUAUCCGACAUGCAAUACAUUGACCGUCUCCUCGAAUCCAUCGAUAUCCGGGAGAACUACUCGACCCAUGGCAACAUGCUCAACGCGAAGAACCUGCACACCUAUCUGGCUAAGGUCUUCUAUAAAAGACGCUCCGAGUUCAAUCCACUGUGGAAUCACGUCCUCGUCGCAGGUUUCGAUGGGGAGGGAAAGCCGUUUCUCAGCUCGGCCGAUCUCCUGGGGACAACAUUCUCGGCCCCGCACCUGGCGACGGGCUUCGGUGCCCACCUGGCGGUCCCGAUUCUGCGCCGGUUGUUCCCGGAUGAGAAACCCAUCGAGGAAGUCACCCGGGAGCAGGCUGUGUCGGCCCUGAAGGAUUGCUUGAAGGUUUUGUUCUACCGGGAUGCUCGGAGUCUGGACAAAUAUUCGAUAGCAGUGAUCACCCAGGAGGGCAUUGAUCUGAAGGAGGAUGAACAGUUAGAGAGUCAAAGCUGGGCUUUCGCCGAAAGGAUCAAGGGGUACGGGGCCCAGACGAACUAG
Penicillium alfredii is the source of this 783-nucleotide messenger RNA. It is a transcript of the gene pre4, whose product is annotated as proteasome core particle subunit beta 7. The transcript has 3 exons. Lineage: Eukaryota; Fungi; Ascomycota; Eurotiomycetes; Eurotiales; Aspergillaceae. The record is from RefSeq and is a predicted model, not a curated record. Gene Ontology annotation, cellular component: proteasome core complex. The coding region runs from base 1 to 783 and encodes 260 amino acids.